AAACGAGAUUUAGUUCAUAAGUAACAUUUACUCCCUCAAGUUAUAAUAUUGAAUGUUCCAGCUCGCGAUCUAUUUUCUAUACGCCUUUUUGGCCUGCGGUCUUUAUGGAGUCCACGCAAGUGAUGUGUGUCCUCGAAUGUCAACGCACAAGGAAGUGUGCCUUGUUGAACUAGAGCCAGUGCUCCAAUACAUUUCCAACAACCAUAAUAACCACUGGAACUCUGCUAACGCAAUUCAAAUAAAUGUAACCAGGAAACAACUGACUAAGAUUGAAGGUCAGGAGAAAGAAAUAAACGACAAGCUAAAAGUAAUACAGGAUAAUAUGGAAAGCCAAUUUAAUGCUCUAAGACCGAAGAUAAAGAAUGUGAAAAAUAUUCAACGUGAUUUGGCAAGUCUGGAGCUGCAAUUGCAAGAGACGAAGAUAGCCCUAAACCUUUCUGUGGAAGCCAAAAAAGUGAUGCCGAAAAUCGAGAUUCCUACCAAUUUUCAGAAAAUUGGCUGGAGGCAUUUUUUCAUAGAGAAUAAACACAAAGUGAAUUGGUUUGAAGCAACGAGUAAGUGCCAUAAAAUGGGUGGUCACCUGGCGACAAUUCAGAGCGAAGAGGAAUUAGAUGCUAUUCGUACGGAACUUGAGGUCAUUCAUGAGGAAAACCCUGACUUCUGGCUAGACAUCAACGACAUUGCGAAAUGGGGCGAAUUCGUUUCUUUAACAACGGGAGGGAAUCCACCUUUCUUUAAAUGGCAGAAACUCAGGCCUCAGGUGAAAAUUCACCAACGCUGUGUUCACUUACAUGGCGGCGAAAUGAUGGAUGGAAAGUGCAGCGAUAAAAUUUUUUUUAUUUGCCAACUUGCAGAACAUUAAAAGAUUAUAUUAUUGCUGCA
This is a messenger RNA of Drosophila yakuba, 882 nucleotides long. RefSeq names its product accessory gland protein Acp29AB. The record is from RefSeq and is a predicted model, not a curated record. Lineage: Eukaryota; Metazoa; Arthropoda; Insecta; Diptera; Drosophilidae. Gene Ontology annotation, biological process: biological process involved in interspecies interaction between organisms. Gene Ontology annotation, cellular component: external side of plasma membrane. The coding region runs from base 53 to 862 and encodes 269 amino acids. Gene Ontology annotation, molecular function: carbohydrate binding. The transcript has a single exon.